GUGCCUUGCCUGCCCCCCCAACCCAGACUGAAUUAACUUGUAGUGGGAAAUGGAAUCAAACGUUGUGGAUCCAAGGAUAUUGUCUGUAGCUGCUGAGGUUACAGAAAGCCCUGAACAAAAUGUUCCUGUUAUAUUGUUGAAAUUAAAAGAAAUUAUAAACAGUGCCCCUUUGGGAAGCUCAGAAUUAAAGAAGAUUAAGCAGGACAUUUAUUGCUAUGACCUCAUUCAGUAUUGCCUAUUGGUCCUUAGAAAAGAUGGUGCCAAAAUCCAAGGCGGUUGGUUGACUAUUUCCCAGCUUGCACAAAUAUUAAGCCAAUGCUGUGUGGGCUUGGAGCCAACUGAAGAGACAGAAGAGUUUUAUAAUAAUUUGCUUCCUUCAGCUGCAGAUAAUUUCCUAAUUUUAGGGAGGCGAUUGCAAAAGUGUUACAUCAGUGCAGUUAAGGAUGAAGAAAAAGAUGAAUUCUUGUGGCAUUUCCAAAGUGUGAUAGACUCUCUGUGCUGGUUACUAGGAGGGCAUAUUCAGCUCACUAAAUAUGUACUACAAAGUGAUCAUUUUUUACAUUUGUUGCAAACUGAUGAUAUUAAAACAGGAUCUGCAAUCAUGACUGUAUUACAGAACAUGCUACAAGUCAAAAGCGGAGACUUGCUUACAAUAAAAGAAAAAGUCCUUCAUUCUAUUUUAGAUGAACUUAUUUUUAAGCUUUCAUCUUCAACUAGUCUUGUUAUUGGAAGUGUUGCCAUAAAACUAUUGCUGUUGAUGGCCAGUUCUCAUCCAGAAAUAAUUAUGCUGCUGAGUAGCCGGUAUACAGGACUUAAAAGCAUGCUAAAUAAGCAGUGGUCUGGGAAAGAAAUUGACCAAGAAGUUAAACAGCUGUUCAGUCUCUUACAUUCUGAAGUCUGCCAUGAAGAUCAGAAAUGUUAUCAAGCAGCUUGCAAGAUCCAGGCUUCAUGGAAGGGUUUCCAGACUAGAAAGAGAAUGAAGAAACUUCCAUAUGCAGUGACUACUUUGCAGAGAAAUUUUAGAAAUAAACGAGAAAAACGGCUACUGAAACUAAAGAAGCAGAAAGAAGAAGAGGACCUCAGGUUACAGUUGCAACUUCAAAGACAAAGAGCCAUGAGAAUAUCCCGGGAGUGUCGGCUAAAUUUACUAGAAAUAGUUCAUCCAGGUCAGAUGGGAAAAUACAUCCAAGAAAUGGAGGAAAAAUCUGCACUAAUUAUCCAGAAAUAUUGGCGGGGAUACAGAGAGAGGAAAAACUUUUGUCAACAAAAGCAGUCUCUAAAGGAGUAUAAAGCAGCCGUCAUCCUUCAGAGAGCAGCUCUUACAUUCUUAAGAAAAUGCCAUAAGAAAAAGAAAAUGUCUUAUUCCUGGCAAGGACUCCCAGGACUCACUGAUGCACGUAGGAUGGAACUAAAGCAACAUGUGGACAAUUACAUCAAACGGCACUCAGCCUCUGAAAUGUCCCACAUGGCCAGCAGGGAACUCCACACCCAGGCUCAAGAGCGGCUAGGGCACUACUUCCUAGGGAGGGCCCUAGAAGAGCGAGCACAACAGCGAAGGGAAGCUUUACAAGCUCAGAUCAGUACCAACAUUGAGCAGCUGAUGAGUGCACCAAAUCUGAGGGAAACUACGGGACAGGAGCCUGAACUCUUCAUAAGCAGGUCUCGGCCUGUGGCCACUAGAGCCAAGCAAGCCCACCUUGCCACACUAACAGAGAGACAAGCACCUUGGUGGAAGAAACUUGAGGAUGAGGUUGGAGAUGAAGAAGUUAUCCCAAAGGAAACUCUCAGUAUAGAUUUGGAAAGCUUAUUUAUUGGUGGAAGCAAAUCUCCCUAGGAACUUGGCCAGAACACUAGUCUUAAGAGCUCUCAUAAGGACAGUAUUCUGGUGAGAUCCAUCAGUUUAGAUAUGCCAAGAUUUGGGUAAUCCUUUGGUCUCCAUAAGUCCCCUUCCUUGAGCUCCCUCAAAUAAGGCUGGUUCUAUAUUUUAAAGAGAUGCCCAAUUUUUACCUCUAGAAACUUUUCUCAAUUUUCAUUUCACUUCUCCUUUAUCAUGAAUACCAAGGUAGAUUGGUGACCCUUCCUGUGAAAUUAAACACAGAUUGAUACUGUAUUUAUGUGCAGGGCAAUUUUUUAAAAGAUUAUACUUUUUUAGUAAUUCUGAAAGAUUUGACAGAAAGAUCAAUCAUUUUUCAGUUCUGUAAUUUGGAAUUCUUAAUUUUCCAUUAAAAAUAGACAUUAGGAAAAAUAAUUUUCUAAAUUUUUGUAGAAUAACCACAUAUUUUUACAUCUCUCUUUUUUUCCCCUCAAUGAUUGUUUUUUCAUACUUAAUGUUGUGAUAAGGAUUUUAUUUAGUUUCAAUAAGAGCAGGUUUUAGGUCAGAGAAAAAGUUUUGACUUUUAUGUUGUCCCCUUUAAGAGGGAGGAACAGAGAGAAGCUGGCUGCUGGCUCUUUAAAGAUACAGCAUAAAACUGUAAGGAUAAGUAAUAAGGGAUAGAGAGAAAUUCAUAGAUUUUCUCUAAGAAGAAAGGAGGAGAAUUUAGAUACAAACCCUGGGAGAAGAUUCUGGAAGGAGAGGAGGAUCUUGGGAGUUGACUGUAACUAUCACUCCUGAUCUAGCUUUCCACUGAGCUAGAAGGAAGAUCUUUUGCUCUGGCAUUCUCCUUGGAAAAAUAAUGUUGUGGAAAGAUUAGGGAUUCCUGGGUUGGAGAAUUGCCUUGGAGUAGACUGCCUUUUCCCUGGAGUAUGGAGAUCAACUUGUCUAAGAUCAAACAGUCAGAGAUCAAUUUGGCUAUGGUAAUCCCAAGGGUUUUGUCCUCUGGGACUCUGGGUUACCUAGGAAGCCAACCCCAGGCUUGAGAGGGGAUUCAGGCUAACAGCGGGUCUUUUCUCCUCUGCCUUCUUAAAGACAAUCUGGGUAGUUAGAUUAGCAGAUAGUCCGAUAGCAUUGGAGUUUUAGAUAAGAACUGGCAGAGCCUACAGAAGAAACAAAGGGUGACCUCUUACUAGGUGUUUAGAAGUUGGGUUGAGUCUAGAUUAGAAGUGUUAGGACCCUAAUUACCCUUUUGUCUUACUCCAAUUAUCAAAAUAAACUUGGUUUCUAAAG
Molecule: messenger RNA, 3103 nt
Organism: Gracilinanus agilis (Agile Gracile Mouse Opossum)
Lineage: Eukaryota; Metazoa; Chordata; Mammalia; Didelphimorphia; Didelphidae
Gene: IQCB1
Product: IQ motif containing B1
Exons: 14
Coding region: 50-1834 (594 amino acids)
Biological process (GO): cilium assembly
Cellular component (GO): cilium
Molecular function (GO): calmodulin binding
Source: RefSeq, a predicted model, not a curated record